CUUAACCUGCUGGUCAUCAUCUCUAUCUCCCACUUCAGGCAGCUCCACACCACCACCAACAUCCUCCUCCUCUCUCUGGCUGUCGCAGACUUCCUUGUGGGUUUGGUGCAGAUGCCAGCUGAAAUGCUCCUCUUUCAAGGCUGUUGGAUCCUGGGUGAAAUAAUGUGUGCUUUUAUGUACUUUUUGGGUCCCAUUCCUAUCUGUGCUUCAGUAGGAAACAUGGUGCUCAUAUCAGCCGACCGCUACAUUGCCAUUUGUGACCCCAUGUUUUACUCCACCAAAGUCACUCUGAGAAGAGUUCAGUUCUGCGUUUCUGCGUGCUGGAUUGGUGCUACUAUGUACAACGUUUGGACACUGAGGAAUUCUGUGGAAGAUCCAGAAAGGUUUAGCACCUGUUAUGGAGAGUGUAUAUAUUUAGUUAAUUUUGUUGAAGGAGUUCUUGACAUUAUUUUGAGCUUUUUUGCCCCCAUUCUUGUCAUCAUAGUUCUGUAUGUCAGAAUAUUUGUGGUGGCUGUGUCUCAGGCUCGAGCCAUGCGCUCUCACGUUGCAGCUGCCGCACAGCAGCGCUCAAAGACAGUGACACCUAAGAAAUCUGAGAUGAAAGCAGCCAGGACACUUGGUGUUGUUGUGGUUGUGUUUCUUCUGUGCUUUUGUCCUUAUUAUUGUUUCACCAUUGCAGGUGAGAACGUCAUGCUAACAGCGUAUAACGCAGUCUUUCAAGUUUGGCUGUUGUAUUUUAACUCCUGUCUAAACCCUGUGAUCUAUGUCUUUCUCUAUCCCUGGUUCAGGAAAUCUAUUAAACAAAUUGUUACAUUUCAGAUACUGAAGCCUGGCUCCUCUGACACUAACAUAUUGUAG
Molecule: messenger RNA, 858 nt
Organism: Plectropomus leopardus (leopard coralgrouper)
Lineage: Eukaryota; Metazoa; Chordata; Actinopteri; Perciformes; Serranidae
Source: RefSeq, a predicted model, not a curated record